CUCUAUGGCUUUUGUUGUGCAAAAUGGCGUUUAUUGCUUGUUAUUAUUGUAACGACGCAUCAUUAUGAGCAUAGAAAUUACUUAUUGACACCAAUAAUAAAUGUAGGAGGUAAGGACCAGCAAGGAUGGCAGAUUCCACCCUAUCAAGUUUAUCACCACCACCACCAUCAGACCUUGUGCCUGUGCUGCCUGGCGUUGACUGUGGAGUUGAAGCAGACAGCAACAGCACUGAGCUCAGGGUGCCAUGUAGUGGUGGUCCUGAUGAGAAGUUGUUGAAUGAUGUCAAUUCUGAUGUCAUUGAAGCUUCAACUUCAAAACCUGUCGACAGAAUUUUGAACAACAUCGAUGUUCAUCAGUCACCAGCCAUUUGCUCCAAAAUAGGCCACAUUGAAAGUAUAUCUGAUGGAAAAAAUAUUUCUAUAUCUGGGCCUAAUGAUGAUAUUUCUCUCAUGAAUAAUCCCAAUACUGAUGGGAGUCAAUCCAAUGACACAAGUCACCUGCAAUUGACAAAAACCAAUAUACAUUCUCAUUUUAAUUUGUGUUCAAAUAAAGCUGAUAGUGCCAAUGUUCUAGAAGAAGAGUCAAAGAAUAGUUUAAGUGUUUCUUCUGCAGAACUCAAUCAUUUACCUUCGUCUGUGCUUCCUACCCACAAUGCUUCAUUGCCUUGUCAGUCAGCAGUCAAAAUCAAUAACAUAGACAAUCGCGUUCCUCUUCUAGAACAACUCAGUCAUCCUGUUGUGAUGGACACCAAAGAAGAUUCAUUAUCUGUUAAUUCUAUUGACAGUUUGGCUUUUACCAAGAGUGGCAGUAGUUUGAGUUUGGAUGAAACCAGCAGCAAGGAUUCUCUACUAACAUCCACUGAAUCCAAGUCAAUGAGUUCUUCUCCUGAAGCUGAUCAGCUUCCAAAUGAUGGAAUGUGCUUAAAUAAUUUUGAGGAGCCUUCUGGUCCUGUUAGUUCGUGUUCAGAGCAUGUAGAAAUAAAAAUGAAGAUGUCUACACCAGAGUUACCCAAUAAAAAGUUGCCUGUGAAUACUGAAACAGAAGCAAAUUCAUCAUGCCAGCCAUCUGAUGCAUUGAACUGCACCAAUCCCUGUCAAGAACAUGUAACCCAAGAUAAUGUUGCAAAGCUGGAGCCCCUGCUAGUCACCAGUGCUUCUGAUAAUCCAUCAUUUAGCUCAAAUAGUUUAAUUGUAGAAUUAUCGGGUUCAACCCCUGAAUCAGCAGCACAAGCUGAUACUAUUGAAGCAUCCACUGUGCAUGCAGUAAAUGAGGUUGAUACAAAGUGUGAGGAUGGAUCUGAAGCAAAUGCACAUCCAGCAACAGGACAAAAUGAAACAAUUAAUCCAGUUACUGCAAAUAGUUCCCCAAAUCUUCCUGUAGAAAAUAAUUUAUCGAAUGCUGAUAAAACCUCUUCUUCUGAGGAAAUACAGUUAGAAUGUGCAUUAGAACUGCCUAGAUGCAUUGAUAGUGGGCCAGUGGAGUGCCCUGAAAAUUUCAGUCAGUCAGAAUUAUGUGCAUCAGCUACCAGGAACAAGUCAGAAAAUUCUUCCGAUGUCUAUGAGCAAACUAAAUGCACAUUGAACCCUGCGAAUGAUUUGGAAAACGAUAAUGUAAAAGCAGUUACUGUACCUAAAAUUAUUUUGCAGCAAGAAGACAAUGACCAAUUGAGUGAGGAAUCACACACUGACAAGUGCCAGGCAUCGGCUGAAGUUACAGAAGAGGCUGAAGCGGAUGUCAUGGAAACUGAACCGGUAAUUGAACUAUCAACAGCUUGUGAUGAAGCACCAAGUGGAUGUAAUGAAGUGUCAACUAAUCAGGUUAUUCAGGGUAACAUAGGGGAAGAUGCUGAUUUUUGUAAGAUGGAUACUGAUGUAGUUGAUGAAUCAGUUCAAAUCAAUUCUCUGGCUGAUGGAAAAUGUAAGAGCACAAGUGAAAAAGAUGUACCUGCGAUUUCAUUGCAUUCUACAACUAAAAUAAUUGCUGUGCCAACUGAUAUACCAAUCGUGACUGACAUAAUCAAAACUAGUUGUGCUGGUGCUGAAACUUUUGAAGAGCUUCCUGUCGAGUCAAAUUCGGUAUGCUCAGCAGCUGCUACUGAUAGAAAAGAUGCUGUGCAGCUCAAGCCAGCAAUGAAUACGGAAUUUAUGGCUGUUACUGCAGAAAAACCUCUCAAAGCUGAAACCUCCAGUAAUGAGGUGGAUGAAGCAAACAUUGAGCUCAGUACCCCUGAAUCAAGCACAGAUAAAAAUGUCAUUGAGAAGUGUAUAUUUCCUGAAAUAUCUCCUGCUCUGAAGACUGUUUCCAAUUUAUCUGAAAUCAUGAGCAAUGAAGAUUCUUCUGAGAGCAGUGCAGAGCUUGGUGCCUGCAAAUCACUUGAUGAGGAUCAGUCUGCAUCAAAUGAAUUAAUGCCUGAAGAAACGUCUCAUAGUCAGGACAGAAUGCAUGACAAUAACGAUCUUGCUGAGUCCCUUGCUUGUGAGAAUAGCAACGGUGUGUUGCAGACCGUGGUUGGUGGUGUGCUACAAGCAUUGGACGUGGCGGCUCUAGAGGCUCGCAAAAAGGAAGAGGAAGAAUCUGAUAAUAGGAAACUCUUUGUGGGUAUAGACGAGGAACUGCAAGACUCGGGCAACGUCCUAUCAUGCACUACUGCAAUGCAUGUACUGGAAAACGAUGCUGAAGAGACGGAUGGUAUUGGUGGUUUAGUCAUCAAUAGUGUUGUUGGUGCUUUUGGUGAGGCAGUUGAGGAAUCGGCUGAUGGUGAUUCCACAACUGAAUGUGACGGAAGGAGCAAAGAAUUUGCUGACAUCAGUUCCCCUUAUCUGAAUAUGAGCAAACCUACUUUUGCUGAGGAGUGUAAUGAUGAGAUGCAGUCUAAACGACCUCAGCUGGAGAACUCUGAAGCUGAAAUACAACGCCCGGUUAUUUUCAAAGUGAAGCCCGUAAAAGGUAUUGCCAACUCCUUUUGGGACUCUCCAAAGCUUCGUGCUGCUUUAGAAGAGAAAGGAACUGUUCUCUUGAGAUUGUGUACAGCUGAACCAACUGAAGAUUUUGAAAUUUCUGCCGACUUCAUCGGAGUCAUGUUGGACUGCUCUGAAGAGACAAUGUACGGUGGUUCUGCUGGGCACAGGAACGGUGGUCUGGACGUGUACUCGUUUGGACCUGAAGGAGGCUACCACCCUGGCGUGUAUCCUUCCUACGCAUACCAGCACGUCAGGAAUCCUGGAGCUGCCGAGGAAGACUUCGAAUCAACCGAAGAAAUGGAAGAAUCCCUCGACUAUGACGGCGCCAACCAGACCUUGGAGUGGCAAGGAAAAAAGGCUUCAGCUGCAUACGGUUCACAUCAGUUUAUGCCUCCUCCUCCCCCACUCACUUCUGGAGGAUACUACAUGCCAACCCCUGGAGGAGGACCUCCUCCUCUUUCCCCUCCUUUCAUGAGGGGCAAGCGUAAACAUGGCAUGAGAGGACGACCUCCGGUGCAUGUCAGGGGCGUCUAUCACAUGAUAGCUCCGGCGCCCGCGCCUGCUGCUGCUGGGCCUGUUUCUCCACAAAGGCCCGCACUAGGAGCGACCGUCGCGCUUAGCUAUCCUCAACAUCACUACUACAGCUUGCCUGCUCCGUACGUCUCAUCUGCCGGUCACACGCUUCCCUCCCCCUCGACCGCUACCGUCAAUACAGGAUCGAAAACGAAAGCUUCUGUAGGCUCUAAAACCGAUACCAAAGCAGAAGUGAAGUCGACUGGCAUCAUGUUCCGUCCACCAACGCCUCCGUUGCUCACAGAAAACUCUGGAGCUGGCGUCGUAUUAUCGGGACCUUUGAGGAGGUGUUCGUCGUUGCUAUCGGUGCGGCGGCCUGCUCCGGGAUCUAUACUAAGCCAACAAAUGAAGCUUCUACACAAGGAAGAGGACGACGAAGACUUCCCGAUUUGCGUCAAACCACAAGGUGGAAGAUUCCUGGGCAUGGCUAAAAAGAAGAAGGCUUCUCCUGUUGUAAAGAAUCAAAAAUUUUAUUGUGAUUUUUGUCCAUCCCGAUUUAGAAAAAGAGCAGCAAUGAUUGCUCAUGUGAAACACAAACACAAAUUUAUGAAAAAAUGCCCUAUUUGUAAUGUUGGGAUUAAGGUAACCGGAAAGUACAACAUGAAAUUCCAUAUGUUAAAGGAACAUAAGGAAGUUAACAGUUUUGCGUGUGGUGAUUGCGGUGCAGUUUUCAAGCUGCAGCAUCAUCUCAAGAAUCACGUGAGACUUGGCUGCGAUCCUUCAGAGCUCCAGUCUAACACUGCUGAAGCCACUGUAAACUGUGACCCUAGUCUCUCGAAGGCCGAUAUUCAGGUUCCGCCUGCUGAAGACCUUCAGAACGAUAAGGAACUCGAGUUGUUGGGCUCCGACGUAGUUGCUGAUCAGGACCAAGAAGUGCCUCCUGCUCGGGAGCAUCUUCAAAACGGUGAUGGUUUCGAUGACAGACCUGGUGCGUCCACCAACAAACGUAAGAGGAGUCGUCAGAGUGAGAGCGGAUCUGACGUUGAUGACAAAACCAAAGAAGAGAGUUCUAAGUCUAAGACCCAAAGAAUAGAGCCAGGUAUAUCAAAGCCUGCUAGUAAAAGACUGAGAGUUGAUUUGUCUUCUGAUAAUCUAGCUGGGAUGAACAAAGUGGGAAAUUCAAGCAAAGAAGCUCAUUCUGAAACGAGAGUCGCUAAAGUUCCAACUACAGAUAAAGGGUCCGAACCAAACCAAGAUGAGAGUGAGACUACUUCGCCUCGCCACAGUACAGCAACACAAAGCGAAAAGAUGAAACUUGGUGAAGAUAAAUGUGAUGGGAAACACGCUCCGUGUUCUAAAGGCGAAUCGGACCGAGAACGAGCAGAAACGACGGCCGAAGAGAGUGACUCUGCUAGCUCCAAACCUAAGCCAGCCAAAGUAUUGCGGAAGAGAGGCAGAAAACCCAAAUUAAAACCUCCCGUACAAGCCGACUCGUCGGAUGAGUCGGACCAUGGCGAGAGAAGUGAGCCAAGAACCGUUCUCCCGAUGUCGCGUACUAAUUCUGAAACAAAUGACGGGCCUCUAGAGUCUGAGGGAGAAUUGGACAAAAGGCUUGCGAAUGACUCGAAAAGUGCAAACUCUGAUGUUGAAAAUCAAUUCAAGUGCAAGAAAGUGCAACUCACCGAAGUUGCUAGUGUUGCCUCUGAAGAAUCUGAUAGUUAUGGCAACCAGAGCAAAGAUCAAUCUUCAAAAAGUCUGGUCAGCCGCCCGUCUGUGGUAGAUUCUUCUAAACCUGCGUCAGCUUCUGACGGAGAAAAAAUGGUUAAACGGGCUGAAAGUUCCUUGUCUAGACGCCACAGCAGAAUGAGAUCAUCUCCUUCUAGAUCUUCAAGGAGAAUGAAAAGUCCGGAUAUGGUAAUAGAGACAACAAAUGCCAAAGUGCAAUCUGUAUUAAAGAGACUAAAGAUUGACGACGGUCGUACAUCCAGGUCAAAUUCUGAUUCGGACGGUAGUUCUUCCGAGUCUGAAAUUGAAGAAAAGAAAAGAUUUUUCUGUACCAGUUGUGACGCUGGCUUUAGUCACGCAUUUAAAUUGAGGCAUCAUCGGCGAGAAGUGCAUGAAGGAGGAGGCGGGUCUGCUCUACCAUCAUCUGUAAAGGGAGUUAUAAAUGAAGCUGAGCCUGCGGCUCUUACCUGUACCGAGUGCGACAAACAGUUCCGCAACAAGUAUCAGCUCCGCCUUCACUCCCGUAUUCAUUCAAACAAUGUAAUAAAGUUGGUGAAAGCUCCAGGCAGGAAGCCUCUGGGAAGGCCUCCCAAAGAUAAAACGAAGCUCAUGCUCAGAAAUGCUGCUCUCGAACUUUUGGCUCGACAAGCGGCCGAAAUGCAAGAAGCUAAACUUUCAUCGUCGGUAGAAACUCCGGCGUUGAAUGAUAUCACUUCUUCUGUUUCAUCUUCAUCUGAGCCCAAAAGUAAUUCGAGCUUAAAUCAAUUGCCAUCACAUAUCAUAAAGAAAAGAAACUUGUUUGUCUGCACUAAAUGCAGUUUAACAUUCAAGAGGGAAAGCAGCGUAACAUACCACAUGAAGAAAAUACACGAGACAUUGUAUCCAUUUAAAGCAUGCCCUCACUGCGGUCGAAUAUUCAGAAGUUGUGGUCCGUACAACAAACAUUUAAGACUUCACUUGGUACGUCGUUGUCCAGUAGAGGGAUGCAAAGCACGUUACCGUAUUUUCAGAAAGAUGAAACAGCACCAGAAAACAUCUCACGAAGAUUAUCCCCACCGUUGCUCAAGUUGCGACAUGUUGUACAAAACUCAGGAUGAAUUGGAAGAGCACGCAAAAACGGCGCACGUUAAACUUGAAACACAAGACGAUGACGAGGAAGAUGCAAGCGAAGGCGAACAACAGCAAGACGAUGACGACGCAAAAGAAGAGCAACAGCACGACACCGAAGUGGAGGUAACAGAAGAGAAACCGCGCUUGUCGUUGAUUGACAAAAUUGAAAUUGAAAAUUUACCCAAUAAGCGGCGUACUCGAACUGAGUUAUCUUACAAGGAAGAUGAAGAAGAUGACUUGUUACUAAAGCGUAAGAAGCCUGCGUCACUCUCAAAGAAAUCGCCAUUUAAACUUAAAACCGGACUAAGCCAGGCAGCCUCGAAAGUUUCCGCAGGCGUUGAAAAUUGUCGUAGCAAAAAGAUUUUAAACGAAGUGGAAAAAUUGAAGAAAACAGACUUUGAUAUUUUUAAACGAAACGAUGAAUUGGAUCGAGGUUCUCGACGCAAGAGCAGUGAGGAAUCUAUCGGUAAUGAAAUCAUUACUGUUGUGGAACCUAAGAAGGUUAUCAAUAAAAAGAAGAUCUCGAUGAGUUGGACUGCCGCACUAAAGGCUAGAAUUAAGGCUGAAGCGCGUGCUGAGGCUUCCGGCAAACCGCUGCAGGCUUCAGGUCCUAAAGUUAAUCGUCCUAAGACGCCCAAGUCUCCCUCUGCUGUCAAGUCACCUAAAUCCACCUCAGGCAAUAAGUCACAUAAGCUUGCUGGUAACGCCAAGUCACCAAAAUCUCCUCCUGGGGUCAAACCUCCGAAAUCUCCAGCCUUCGCUGCUGCUGAAUCAGCUAAAGUUCCUCCGUCCCCCAGCGAAAUCGUGGCAAGCGAGAAUCUGGCGGCACUUGUCGUACGUCGCGUGGCGGAGACGCUGGCGUCGCAGGAGAUGGCUGACCUCAAGGUCCCUACGGCCGAGCCCUACACUCCCACCACACCAUCUCCCGCCUCCUCAGCGCCACCGCCGCCACCUACGCCUCCGCCAUCAGUUCCUACGCCUCCUUCAAUGCCGCCGCAUUACGCAGCCUACCCCACACCGUACGCUUUCCCGCACCAUUACUACGGGUAUCCUCCUCAUCUUCCACCUCAUCUCCCUCCUCCGAUGUAUCAUCAUUCGUUCCCUCCAUUCCACAGUCCUCACCCUCAUUUUCAGCAUGCACCUUAUCACCCACCCUACGCAGGCUCCGAAGACUCGUGUAGCAGUCUCGACACUCACCAGGAGAACUCAAGCAACUCCACGGACCGACCUGACUCGCCCAAUAAAGUCUUGCGUUUCGACAACUUCUAAUGAAAGAAUCUACAAGCACGCUAGUCUAUCGACUCGUACUGAACUUGCUGCAAAACUUUACUCCAAUUGAUAUACGAUAACAUUUCGAUGUCUUGCUAUGUUGGUUCAAGCACUUUCGGAUGUUUUUUUUAUGUGACGUUAAAAGAACGCGACCACUUACUAGUUCCCAUCGCUCAGUAUCAGUUCCUCGCUCGAGCGACUCAGUUCCUGUCUUUCAGUAUAUCAGUAUCGCUCGAGUUCCGUAGUCUUUUUAUUGAGAGAAACGUGUCUACCUCUAAUUUAUUCUGGUUACUAACCGAAGAUGCUCUGCAUAUUCUUGAAAACCCGGUGUCGUGCAUGACAAUUCGGUAUAAUUUAAGCGUUUAUUUAAAAUUAAUGAUAGAUUUUAGUGGUUGACAAUAUGAAUUUCUUGUUCCAAAUUGAUUUUGUGUUGGUGAAUCCGCCUUGUGGUCGGAUAAAACUGAAAUGACAUUUCCUUCUACAUUUCAUGAAAUUUUUGUGAUAUCGGUGUUUGUAAUUUGGAUGUAAACUUAUCGAAGAAUUAUAGACUCUAAUCCAUCGAAAGGUAUUGUGUGAAUUCUGAGGCUGAACAUCAACGCAUUAAAUAUCGUUCAAUUAAAAAUGGUAUACGACCGUGUGUUUAUUCGUAUUUCUAUCUCAAUGUUUUGAAUCGUUUUUAUAAAAGAAUGAAGAAAUUUUCAAUAAUACAGAUAUCUUAUGGGAUCGUUUGCUUUUAUAUUGGUCAAGGUACUUCUUCCCUUGUUUGCAAUCGCUGAAAGUUGUGUAGAGGAUACCUAACGCAAACCUGGAUUAUCUUAAGAGAAGUCAUCACUGUGACAUCAAAACGGUGUAUGAGAAUGUUGAAAUUCUUUACAUGCUAACUAAUUAUUUCAUUCAAUGGUUCUUGUCUACUCAUUUCUGCUAAAGGUCUCAAACCAAUGCAACACGCAUUGGUUUAAUGGUUGUGACACGAGUCUCGAGAGUCAUGGGUGCGUGUUUUACAUGAAAGUGUCUUGAAUGUUUUCUAUACCUUUGUAGUUCAAAUAUUUUUUGGUUUCAUGCGAACUCAUCCAUUCUGACUACAAUAAAAAUUACCGAUUUUAAAAAUUUUUGUUUUUUAGGUCGUGCUUCUAUUUAUUGUUACGCUUAAACAUCGUUCACUGCCAUGUUCAUUGCCAUUUAUUAGCUUCAAAAAGUUGACGUUCAUCUUCUACUUCUGAAUAAUCAAAAUGUUUCUAGUUUUAGUUGCCGUAAUCUUGGAGAAGAUUUGGUGUAUUAUUUACGCUUGACAUUCUCUUGUGUGUUGCGCUGUACCCGUACAAAAAUCUUAUGUUGGA
Messenger RNA from Hyalella azteca, 8914 nucleotides. RefSeq lists its product as uncharacterized. Lineage: Eukaryota; Metazoa; Arthropoda; Malacostraca; Amphipoda; Hyalellidae. The record is from RefSeq and is a predicted model, not a curated record. Bases 126 to 7577 code for a protein of 2483 amino acids. The transcript has 4 exons. Gene Ontology annotation, molecular function: RNA polymerase II transcription regulatory region sequence-specific DNA binding; DNA-binding transcription factor activity, RNA polymerase II-specific. Gene Ontology annotation, cellular component: nucleus. Gene Ontology annotation, biological process: regulation of transcription by RNA polymerase II.